This is a messenger RNA of Zonotrichia leucophrys gambelii, 3934 nucleotides long. RefSeq names its product MAGUK p55 scaffold protein 3 (gene MPP3). The coding region runs from base 409 to 2169 and encodes 586 amino acids. Lineage: Eukaryota; Metazoa; Chordata; Aves; Passeriformes; Passerellidae. Gene Ontology annotation, molecular function: protein binding. The record is from RefSeq and is a predicted model, not a curated record. Gene Ontology annotation, cellular component: plasma membrane; cell-cell junction. The transcript has 19 exons.
UGGGGCUGUGAGGAGGUUUGGGCCCGCAGGUAUCACCUCCAGCUCGGUGGAGCUCACAUAAAGCUCUCCGGGGCAGGACAGCCCUUGCCGGGGUUGCCGGUGGAUGUCACCGGGUCCCCACACCGGCCGGGGGUUGCCCGGCUGAGCCCGGAGCGCCCAGCGCGGCUGGGCCGGGGCUGCCCCUGACCGGGGGCUCGGAGGAAAAGUCCGGCUCGGUGGUGCUCAUCAAGGUUGUGCGGUUUUGUGUGUGCUUCGUUCAGCACCAGAGCAGCGUCUUUUUCCGUCCUGAAAACUGUGAACCACAGCCCAGAAAGAAGAAACAAUCCUCUUGGUUGAAGAUUUGUCUCUAAGAAAAAGAAAGAAUCCUCUUGAAGUUGAAGAUUUUUCUCUAAGAGCAAGAACAGAGCCAUGCCAGUGCUUUCAGAAGACUCAGGGUUGCACGAAACUUUGGCCCUUUUGACAUCUCAGCUAAGACCUGAUUCAAACCAUAAAGAGGAAAUGGGAUUCCUGAGGGAUGUCUUCAGUGAAAGGAGUCUCAGCUACCUGAUGAAGAUUCAUGAAAAGCUCCGGCAUUAUGAAAGACAGAGCCCAACUCCUGUUUUACACAGUGCAGCAGGAUUAGUUGAAGAUGUAAUAGAAGAGUUGCAGACAGCACCAGUGAAUAAUGAAGAAAAGGAGCUGCUUCAGCUGUUGUCAACACCACAUCUCAGGGCAAUGCUGGUAGUACAUGACACUGUAGCACAGAAGAACUUUGACCCAGCUCUUCCACCUCUGCCUGAUAAUUUUGAUGAUGAUUUUGAUGAGGAAUCAGUGAAAAUUGUUCGGCUAGUGAAAAAUAAAGAACCCUUGGGAGCCACCAUCAGAAGAGAUGAGCACACAGGAGCUGUGAUUGUAGCCAGGAUCAUGAGGGGUGGUGCAGCUGAUCGCAGUGGUCUUGUCCAUGUUGGAGAUGAACUAAGAGAAGUCAAUGGUAUUACUGUGCUUCACAAACGACCAGAAGAAAUAAGUCAGAUUUUGGCUCAGUCUCAAGGGUCAAUAACACUGAAGAUAAUUCCAGCCAUCAAAGAGGAAGAUCGUCUCAAAGACAGCAAGGUGUUCAUGAGGGCACUGUUCUGCUAUAACCCCAGGGAGGACAGAGCCAUCCCCUGCCAGGAGGCCGGGCUGCCCUUCCAGCGGCGCCACGUGCUGGAGGUUGUGAGCCAGGACGAUCCCACGUGGUGGCAGGCCAAGCGUGUUGGGGACACCAACCUCCGAGCGGGCUUGAUCCCCUCCAAACAGUUCCAAGAAAGACGACUGACUUACAGGAGAACAACAGGCACUCUGCAGAAUACCAGAACUCUGAAGAAACCUUUAUAUGAUCAGUCUUCUGACAAAGAAGACUGUGACUGUGAAGGAUAUUUCAAUGGACACUACAUAGCUGGUUUGCGCAGGAGCUUUAGGCUGAGUCGAAAGGAGAAGGAGAGCAAUGGCAAUGAAGGCAAGCAGGCAGAGCAGGCAGAUGGAGCAGAGUUCCUCACAUAUGAAGAAGUCACAAAAUAUCAGCAGCAGCCUGGUGAACAGCAGAGGCUGGUGGUUUUGAUUGGUUGUUUGGGGGCCAGGUUAAGUGAGCUGAAGCAAAAAGUUGUGUCAGAGAACCCCCAGGAGUACGGGGUUGCAGUUCCACACACAACAAGGUCAAGGAAAAGUCACGAGAGAGAAGGAGUGGAAUACAAUUUUGUUUCUAAGCAAUCAUUUGAGACAGAUGUGCAGCAAAACAAAUUUGUGGAACACGGAGAGUACAAAGAGAAUUUGUAUGGCACAAGCCUGGAGGCAAUCCGCUCUGUGAUGGCCAAAAAGAAAGUUUGUCUGGUGGAUGUGGUACCUGAGGCAGUGAAGCACUUGAGGACUCCUGAGUUUAAGCCUUACGUUAUCUUUGUGAAGCCUCACAUUUCAGAAAAGAAAAAACAUGUCUUAAAAUCUCACAUGUCAGAAGAAAUCUCAUCCCCUCUUGAUGAAGAACAGCAGGAAAUUCUCAAUUCAGCAGCAUUCAUUGAAGAGCAGUAUGGCCAUUUAAUUGACACUGUGCUGGUGAAAGAAGAUCUGCAGAGUGCAUGUAAUGAGCUGAAGAGUGUGUUGGAUAAACUGAACAAGGAUUCAUUUUGGGUGCCAGUCAGCUGGGUUAGGUCAUAGCUUGUUACCAUGUUUAAAGGAAAGACUGUAUAAAAAUGUUCUGUAAAUACAUGAAUUAGAAAAGGGGAGUACAUUGAAUUUGCUUCAAAACUGCUGGUCUUACCUAGAAGGCAAUAAAUAAAGAUUGUAUGAGGAAAGACUAACAAAGUCACAGACUGACAUUGCCUUUCUGAGUCAAAUUUUGAAUAGCAGCUGGCAUUUAGAAAUUAAAACUCAGACCAAAUAAGCCAGUGCAGUCUUUUACUGAUAUUUGCAGUGGAAAUUGUGCAUUUUGUUACAGUGGUGUUUCACAGAGGCUCCCACACUUCCAAAGCACUUUGUGCUCAGACACUGACAGGAAGAUUUGUCCUUUGGCCACAAAUUUUUGUGGCUGGAUUGAAAACCUCAGAAUGAAGUCUCCCUUAGGAACAAGCUCCUUCAGCUGGGUGGGAAAUGUUCUUUGGAGAGAGGCUCAACAAGUUCAGCUGGCCAUUGAAACAUGCUUCCCUUCCCACAGAAGCAUUAAUUUCAAAUCCUUAAUUAGGCACUAAAAACUGGGCCAGCUAUAGGAGGGGUUUUUAUGUCCAUCACAUUUUCCUGUACUCCAAAUUAUCUUGCACAGCUCACGGGUAUUGUCUGCUCAUCCACAACUUACACUCACUUUCCCAGUUACAAAAGCUGAACAACCUCUGAGGGUACCUUUAAUUAAAUUAAAGCAAAUUUAAUUCAAUCCUAAAACACAGAUUUUUAUAGUGUACAUCAAAACAACUGCAAAUGGUUCUAAAACAGGAGAGUUGAGAAGCUUUGGUUCUGCAAAAUAUCUGUGCUACCUGGUGGGCCACAGCCUUGACACCAAUGGGACAGCUCCAAAAAGGGCACUCAAAGGAGGAGCCACAGGUCAAAAUCAUCAUCCUUCCAGCAUUUAUGUAAAAAAAGGAGCCACAGGUCAAAAUCUUCAUCCUUCCAGCAUUUAUGUACUAAAAAGAGGAGGUACAGGUCAAAAUCUUCAUCCUUCCAGCAUUUAUGUAAAAGGAGGAGCCACAGGUCAAAAUCUUCAUCCUUCCAGCAUUUAUGUAAAAGGAGGAGCCACAGGUCAAAAUCUUCAUCCUUCCAGCAUUUGUGACCACUUCUGUCCCAAAUCUGGUAAAGGUUUCCAGAGCAUCUAAUUGGCCUGAAGAAGCAAACUCUUAAAGGACCUUGUAAAUAUUUGAGACUUGAAUAUAGAGUAUUUUUGAGUGGUCUUAGGAAGAGGCAGAGAUGAUUCUGGAAGUAGCUGUGCUUUAUCCCAGGGGGUGUCGGAUCUCAGGAUCUCAGUCCUGAGGUGCUGAGCCACCGAGACCACCUUGGGGGGCUCGGGAGUCCUGGAAUGUUCCAGAAGUGUCUGGUGGCUGCACUUUGACCCUACACAGGAUGAGGACAGGAGGGUUUCACCGGGGUGAAUGGUGAAGGGAUUGGUUAAUUAGAGGGUGAGACACAGGGUUUAGGAUUUCUGUACAGGGGGGUUUAGAGAAGUAAGAUGGAGGAAUUGGGGCGUGUCCUGUCCUUCUUCUUCUUCUUCUUCUCCUCCAUCUUCUUUGGCCAUGGUGGCACUUUUGGAUUGGUUAUUACUGAAAGUGCACCCAGCAAUAUGAAUAAAUGGUAUUGGGGGAAAAUGAUAAAUAUUGUACACGUAACCAUGGGUAUAAAGAUAGGUGGCUUUACAGAGGGCGGCACAGUGUGCUCAUGGCUGGCUGCUGAGCAGAGCUCUGUCGGGCCGAAAGAAAAUCUUUUAGAUAAACAAUUAAUA